Molecule: messenger RNA, 7013 nt
Organism: Caretta caretta (loggerhead turtle)
Lineage: Eukaryota; Metazoa; Chordata; Testudines; Cheloniidae
Biological process (GO): regulation of transcription by RNA polymerase II
Cellular component (GO): nucleus
Molecular function (GO): RNA polymerase II cis-regulatory region sequence-specific DNA binding; DNA-binding transcription factor activity, RNA polymerase II-specific
Source: RefSeq, a predicted model, not a curated record
GAUCGCGGGGCUCAGGCCCGGCCGCAGGAAGUGACUCGCAGCCGCUGCGGGGACUCUGGCUCCCGGCGAGAUCCCCGAGCCCCGGCGGCUGGUGCUGGGAGCCCGGAGCCCGGGCUGCAGCCGGGAGGGGGGAACCUCCAGCCGGGCCCUGCCCGCUGCUCCCCGGGAGCCUCUCCCAGGGCAGAGCCCCCAGCCCGGCCAGGGCCCCUUCCCGGCCCGGCCCCUGCCCCGGGGGGCCCCGCUCGGAGGGAAGGCUGAGGAAUCACGUCCAAGUUUCUCUCCAGAUGGUCCCAUCUUCCAGGGGACAGGGACGGGAAAUGGCUGUGAUGGAGCCAGCUCAGAUGCCGGUGACCUUCGAGGAGGUGGCUGUGUAUUUCACCCAGGGGCAGGGAGCUCUGCUGGACCCCGCUCAGAGAGCCCUCUACAGGGAUGUCAUGGAAGAGAAUUACGAGACGGUGACCUCCCUGGGAUUCUCCAGUCCCAAACCGGACCUGAUCGCCCGGCUGGAACGAGGGGAAGAGCCGUGGGUCCCGGAUCUCCAGGCCACUAAGGAAGGAGAGAGCCUGAGAGGGGCCCGCACAGCAGGUGAUAGGACAGUGAGUGAGAACAAGGAGGAGAAUCAGCAGCAGGAAGGUCCUCGGAAAGUGGAACCGCAGUGGAUAUUUUUGAGAAGAGCUGAGAAGAAUUUUUCCCAGUGCUUGGAACAAGGAGAAGCCUGGGGAGAUCAACACAGAUCAGAGAUGCAGCUGGGAAAUUAUCUUAGGAACAAACUAGGUGAAUCUACUGAACGUGGCGGAGGAUGCAAGGAUCCUAAGGAAACCACAAUCCAGCAGACAAGUUACAGUGAAGAGAAACCCUACAAAUGCCUUGAGUGUGGGAAAAGAUUCCGUUUCAGUGCAAACCUUAUUAGCCAUGGGAGAACCCACACAGGAGAGAAGCCCUAUAAAUGCGUAGACUGUGGGAAAAGCUUCAGUGAGAAGCCAUGUCUUAUUAUACACCAGAGACUGCACACAGGAGAGAGACCCUAUAAAUGCUUUGAGUGUGGGAAAAGUUUCCGUUUGAAAUCAACCCUUUAUACACAUCAGAAAACCCACACAGGAGAGAAACCCCAUAAAUGCCUGGACUGUGGGAAAACUUUCAGUUUCAAAUCUACUCUUAAUACACAUCAGAAAACCCACACAGGAGAGAAACCCUAUAAAUGCCUGGACUGUGGGAAAACUUUCAGUCGGCGCUCACACCUUACUCUACAUGGGCGAAUCCACACGGGAGAGAGACCCUAUAAAUGCCUCGAGUGUGGGAAAAGUUUCAGUGUGAAAUCAACCCUUAAUACACAUCAAAAAACCCACACAGGAGAGAAACCCCAUAAAUGCCUGGACUGUGGGAAAACUUUCAGUCGGCGCUCACACCUUACUCUACAUGGGCGAAUCCACACGGGAGAGAGACCCUAUAAAUGCCUCGAGUGUGGGAAAAGUUUCAGUUUGAAAUCAACCCUUAAUACACAUCAGAAAACCCACACAGGAGAGAGACCCCAUAAAUGUUUGGACUGCGGGAAAAGCUUCAGUCAGCACUCACAUCUUACUAAUCAUAGGAAAAUCCAUAUGGCAGAGAGACCAUAUAAAUGCCUUAAGUGUGGGAAAAGUUUCAUUCAGCACUCAAACUUUAUUAGACAUCCGUGUCUGAAGACAAGAGAGAGACGCCAUAAAUGCCUUCAGUGCGAGAAAGUUUUUAUUACUGCAUCACACCUUGUUAGACAUGAGAGAACCCAUACGGGAGAGAAACUGCAUAAAUGCUUGGACUGUGGGAAAACUUUCGGUCAGACCUCGUAUUUUAUUAAACAUAGGAGAAUCCAUACAGGAAACAGACCUUAUAAAUGCCUUGAGUGUGGGAAAAGUUUUAUGGAAAGUUCAUCCCUUAUGAAACAUGGGCGAAUUCACACUGGAGAAAGACCGUACAAAUGCCUCGAGUGUGGGAAAAGUUUUAUGGAAAGUUCAUACCUUACUAAACAUGGGAAAAUCCACACUGGAGAAAGGCCCUAUAAAUGCCUCAACUGUGGGAAAGAUUUUAUCACAAACUCAGCGCUUACUAACCAUAGGAGAAUUCACACGGGAGAAAGGCCCUAUAAAUGCCUCGAAUGUGGGAAAAGUUUUAUGGAAAGUUCAUCCCUUACUAAACAUGGGAGAGUCCACACAGGAGAAAGACCCUAUAAAUGCGUUGAGUGUGGGAAAAGUUUCAGUUUGAAAUCAACCCUUAAUACACAUCAGAAAACCCACACGGGGGAGAAACCCCAUAAAUGCCUGGACUGUGGGAAAACUUUCACUCGGCGCUCACACCUUACUCUACAUGGGAGAAUCCACACGAGGGAGAGACCUUAUAAGUGCCUUGACUGUGGGAAAAGCUUCAGUAAGAGCUCAGAGCUCACCAAACAUCAGAAAUCUGCAAGGGAGAGAGACCCUAGAAAUAGCUUGUCUGCAGGAAAAGAUUCAAUUUUACUUCACACUUCAGUGACCCGCACAGCAGAGACACCUUGAACGUCGGGGAAAGUUCAUUUGGUGGUCCUGGAGUAUCAGCAUCAGCAAAUCCGCACAGCGAAGAAACCUCUGAGAUGUUCUCAGUGUGGAAAAUGCUCCAAGUGGUGCUAACACCAUGUUGGACAUCAGAGACUCCUCCACACAGCAGGGAAAUUCUCUCAGGGCCCUGACAAGGGCUGGCCAUGGUGACAAACGCAUUUCCUCGUUCCCACACACAUCAAGGGCAUUUGGCUCCCAAGGAUCCACCUGCCCAUUGCUGGGGUGAGGAUCCAGCAGCAGCCGGUCAGUGAACAUCUGGCUCUGCCUGGUCUAAGCAAACCCCAGGCAGAGGAGAAGCCCCCAUCAGCCCCUCCUCCCUGCUACAGCCCUGUCUACUGAGCUGAUGGGCCACAGGCGGGGGAAGGGAGAGAGAGAGAGAGAGAAACUCCUCCAACUGGUCCCUCUUGUCUGGCUGAAAUUCCCCCCUCUCCCUUCCUCUUCCAGCUUGGAUCCCCCUGCCAUGGAGAGGAGGAGGAGGACACUUGGGGUAGGCCCCGCCUUCACUCUACACAUCUGUCCCCACCCCCCAUCUUGCACCAGCCCCUGGGCUGGGCUCCCCCACUUACCUGGAGCUGUUCCCUGCAGGGGGAGUGUCCCUGGGGGCUGAUAACUCCUCCCCUCCCUGAAUCCCCCAGGGUGCUGGGCUCUGGGGGAUCAAAUAUUGAGGGACCGGGCCGAUGGGUUGGGGGGAGGAAACUGGGUGUUGAAUGGUUGGGGCUGGGGGAGCUGGGUGCUGGGGCUAUCGAGUGUUUGGGGAUCAUGGGAUAAGAGGAGAGGGAGAGCACAGGGAUAGAGAGGUGCUGCCUCUUCUCACUCACCCCCUCUUCCCCUUCUCCCUGCCCCCGCUGCAUUCAGACAGCACCACUGAGAGGGGCCGAUUCCCACAGGGCCUUUUGUGGGACACGUGGAGAUCUCACCCCUGCCUAUGUAGCCUCAUUCUCUGAGGUUCUCUCUGUGGUCGGAAACGUGGUUGGGAUUAGCCAGAGCAUCUCUAUAUCCCUCCACCAGGUUUCCUGGUGUAAACUGUCUGACACUGGCAGAGCAGGUGCCAGAGCCCUAGACCAAUUCACUUGUGUAUUAGGAUAGGCUAGAUCAAAGUGACUGUUAAAUGUAUACGUGUGUAGUUGGCGUUUAAACUUCAUGACAACCAAUAGGAUGUUACUUGCAUUUUUUCACUUAACUAUACCUUGUUAUAAUGUAGUAGCAAACAUUUGCAUUGUGUAUACCCCUGUAAUGAAAUAACGUAUCAAACGAGGAAGAAGCCUUGUGGAAUGAAAAUGAGGAACAUUAACAGAAAAGAGCUAAUUUCAAAGCAAGUGGGCGUUGUGCGUGAGACUCGGAGGUCAAAGUCUCAAAAUGCGUUCCUCACUCUCUGCCAUGAGAGGAAAAGCCCACAUGGCUAGUGACCCUGUCAGCCUGUUUUCUCUAAGAGGAAGCCAUUAGUAUGGAUUCAAGGAAAGGUCUGUCUUCUCCAGGCUGUCCGGAUUCUUACAGGGAUGUGUGCAAGGCAGAAAGUGGAGCUCCCCAGGGACAAUCUGGGUCAGGAGGUGGGCAAACUUUUUGGCCUGAGGGCCACAUUGGGGUUCCAAAACUGUAUGGAGGGCCAGGUAGGGAAGGCUGUGCCUUCCCAAACAGCCUGGCCCCCUGCCCUCUAUCCAUCCCCUCCCACUUCCUGCCCCCUAACUGCCCCCCUCAGAAUUCCUGACACAUCCAACCAUCCCCCCUGCUCCUUGUCCCCUGACCACCCCUUCCUGGGACCUCCCGCCCCAUCCAACCCCCCUGCUCCCUGUCCCCUGACUGCCCCAACCCCUGUCCACACCCUUGCCCCAUCCAACACCUCCCUAAGCUCCAGGGCCACCAACUGAGGUCGGGCACCUGUAGGGUAGGUCAGACUCCGGAACUGCUGCCAGAAGGUUUCUGGGCUGAUGUCCAAGGCAUCCAGAAUUGCUGCCUUUACCCGAGCGUAGUCCCGUGCCUUCUCUGUCGAUAGCCCGCAUUACACAGUUUGGGCAGUCCUGGUCAGACACAGAGCCAGGAGGGUGGCCCAUUGGUCUCGGACCCACCCCGCAACUCACGCCACCCUCUCAAAGGUCACAAGGAAGGCCUCGGGGUUAUUGUUGGGGCCCAUCUCGGUCACCCAGAUUGGCGGGGCUAUGCUGGACGUCCCAGCGGCAUCUCCCGGCUGGGGUUUCGCAGGAUGGGGGAGCGGAGUCACCAGCUGCUGCAGGCAUUGCUGCUGGUGGUCCCGGUUCUGGCACCCCAGCUCCAAAAUCAGCUGUUGCUGCUGCACCCCUAACUGCUGCACCAGCUGCUGGAGAUGGGCUGCCUGCUGCUGGCUCACGGCCAGGAACUUAAUGAGCUUGUCCAUAUCCGUGGUCAUCCCAGGCACGUUCCUCCUCCAAUCCCUUCUCACCAGGAUCGGGGGAUCACUGCCCACAUUCUCCACCACGUGUGGAGGGGUUUGGCCAGGGCCCAUCCCUCUCCGGGGAGGCGGGGGACCACGCCGCCUCGGUACUUCCUUCCAGUUGUGACAGGGAAUUAGCCUGGCCGCGGGAGUCUCUCACCAUGGCAGCAGUAGAGGCAAACACAGACAGUUAUUUACGCACGGCCCAUGGUCAGCAGGCAAUAGUGAGUCAUGGGCUCAGGUCCUCAGGCAAGGGGUGAGCAAACAGUUAUAUAAUUAGCAGGCCCCGGGUCUGAGCAGGGCAGCAAAGAGUCAAUGGCUCAGGACCUCAGGCAUAGGCUGAAAAAGGCAGGUAAACAAUAAGCCCAGGCUCUUGGCUCAGUGGGGCCUGGGAGAGGGGGAGACUGCCACCCACAAGCUGGGUGGCAGGGGGGACGCAGGCCCACCCACUCCACUGCGUCCCAGCCCGGGGCCCUAGCAGCGGCAGAAGGCCAGCUGCUGAGUGAGUCAGGGAGGGAUCCUGGCUUCAACACAUUGACAUAGGCUUUGGCAGUGCUGCAGCCAGACUAGGGUCGGCUGCCCAUGGGCUACUUCUGAACUCCCCCUCCAGAGGUACCUGGUUCUGGAUGGUGUCCUCCGGGGGGGGGUCCAGCACCAUGGGAUCUUCAGGGAAAAUGGCGAGGAGUAGGCUUGGCAGCUCCUGUGGGUAACUGGCGAGGGGCAGGCUAGGCAGCUCCUCCGGGCUCUGGUCAAGCGGGCCAACCUUCUGGUCUGCUGCUGGUUGCUGGGGUCUCCCAGCUAGGCUACAGGCAUCUAGCCUCUCCAGCAGCUGCUCCUGUAAUGAGCUCUGGGGUUGGGCUUUUAUACUUCCUGUCCUGCGCCUUGACCUCUAGGGGGCGGGUGCAGGAUUCGCUGGCUCCGCCCACUUUGGUGUCCAGAGGAGCUUGUCCCUCUCCAGGGCGGAGGGGAACCACACUGUAAGGGCCAGAGUCUUUCAAAUGUAUAUGAAUCCACUGGCCUUGCUUUGAAAAGAUUUCAGAUGAAAAAAAAAAUGUUAGGGAGUUUAAACAGCCCUAUAAACUUAGACAGCUUGUUGGGGAGACAAUGUUGUUGGAACAUGAAUGUCUCCAUGUCGAUUCUUUAAGUAAGCAGUCUGUGACUCAGGUAGUGAGGAAAGAUCGGGUUACUGGUUUUUCAGAGCAGAACAGCCCUAUAACUGAAUCCACAAGGAUGCAGGGGACAGCAGGUAAACUCUCAUCUCUAGACAAUUUGAAUAUGACCUGUAGUCUCGUAAUGGACUUGACAUCUGAUUCCAUGUGGAAGCAGAGGUUGGUAAUGGAAGGACAAAAGAACCUUGAGUCUAACAUGCUAGUGAAAAUGGAUGGGAUCUCUUUAAGACAGAGUCCAGCCUUGGGAUUGGUAAUACUUGGGGAUCUGAAAACUAGUAAACAAGCUAGUGUCUGUGUUGAUGCAAAUUACCGGACUGACUGGGGGGAGAAAGACUUGCCCACGGCCAUUAGCAGAGGAUUCACCCAGCCAGCCAAUGGAUUCUCUUACACAAAAGAGUUCAAAUUUUGACCCUCGGGAACAGGGAGAAAGGGAAAAAGUUUAUGUGCUAAUGAAAGCCACAGGUUAACCCUAGGUUUCAGAGUAACAGCCGUGUUAGUCUGUAUUCGCAAAAAGAAAAGGAGGACUUGUGGCACCUUAGAGACUAACCAAUUUAUUUGAGCAUAAGCUUUCAUAGCUGUAGCUCACGAAAGCUUAUGCUCAAAUAAAUUGGUUAGUCUCUAAGGUGCCACAAGUCCUCCUUUUCUUUUUAGGUUAACCCUAAAAUGCCAAAACCCCAAUGGUAUUGAGCCAAAGGCAUAACAAAACUGAUUGUGAAUGUACACUUGUAAUAAAUUUAAUGUUAAUGCUAAUGUUAACUUUUCUGACUGUGGUGCGGAUACCAAGAACUGUAAAAAUGUACAAUGUGCAGGGUUUUCUGGAAAAACCCUUGAACCUAUUAGGAGUGAUACAUAAGAACACGUUGUAAAAGCCUU